Messenger RNA from Onychomys torridus (southern grasshopper mouse), 5520 nucleotides. It is a transcript of the gene Kif20b, whose product is annotated as kinesin family member 20B. Gene Ontology annotation, biological process: microtubule-based movement; mitotic spindle assembly. The transcript is spliced from 32 exons. The record is from RefSeq and is a predicted model, not a curated record. The coding region runs from base 50 to 5383 and encodes 1777 amino acids. Gene Ontology annotation, molecular function: ATP binding; microtubule binding; plus-end-directed microtubule motor activity. Gene Ontology annotation, cellular component: spindle microtubule; nucleus. Lineage: Eukaryota; Metazoa; Chordata; Mammalia; Rodentia; Cricetidae.
CAUUGUUUGAAUUUGAAAACGGAGAGCAGGGGACCGGCGGUGCUGCAGAAUGGAAUCUCAUUUGAAUCAAGAUGGAUUGCCCAGACCAUCUUAUGUUUUUAGUGCUGAUCCAAUUGCAAGGCCUUCGGAAAUAAAUUUUGAUGGCAUUAAGCUUGAUCUCUCUCAUGAGUUUUCCUUAGUUGCUGCAAACCCUGGGGCAAACAAUCUGGGAUCUAAAAAUUACCUCCAAGUUUGUCUUCGAAUAAGACCAUUCACACAGUCAGAAAAAGAACAUGAGGCUGAGGGCUGUGUACAAGUUCUGGAUUCUCAAACUGUCCUGUUGAAAGAUCCCCAAAGCAUCCUUGGCCAGCUAAGUGAGAAGAGCUCUGGAUUGAUAGCACAGAAAUUCAGUUUUUCUAAGGUUUUUGGACCUGAAACUUCACAGAAAGAAUUCUUUCUGGGUUGCAUUAUGCAGCCAGUAAAAGACCUCUUGAAAGGACACAGUCGGCUGAUCUUUACAUAUGGGCUGACCAAUUCUGGGAAAACAUAUACAUUUCAAGGUACAGAAGAAAAUAUCGGUAUUCUGCCUAGAACACUGAAUGUAUUGUUUGAUAGUCUUCAGGAAAGACUAUAUACGAAGAUGAACUUCAAACCACAUAGAUGUAGAGAAUACUUACGGUUAUCAUCUGACCAAGAGAAAGAGGAAGGUGCUAACAAAAGUGCAUUACUGCGGCAAAUUAAAGAGGUUACCAUACAUAAUGACAGUUACGACAUUCUUUGUGGAAGCUUAACAAACUCUUUGACUAUCCCAGAAUUUGAAGAAUCCGUGAACAAUUGUGACCAGUCUAGCCUGAAUGUAGAUAAUAUAAAAUAUUCUGUGUGGGUUUCUUUCUUUGAGAUUUACAAUGAAAGUAUUUACGAUUUGUUUGUUCCUGUAUCAUCGAAGUUCCAAAAGAGAAAGAUGCUACGUCUUUCCCAAGAUGUAAAGGGCUAUUCUUUUAUAAAAGAUCUGCAGUGGAUCCAGGUAUCUGAUUCUAAAGAAGCAUACAGGCUUUUAAAGCUAGGAGUGAAGCAUCAGAGUGUUGCCUUCACAAAACUGAACAAUGCUUCUAGUAGAAGCCACAGCAUAUUCACUAUUAGAAUAUUACAGAUAGAAGAUUCUGAAAUGCCUCGUGUAACUCGAGUUAGUGAAUUGUCUUUAUGUGAUCUUGCUGGUUCAGAACGCAGCAUGAAGACACAGAAUGAAGGUGAACGAUUAAGAGAGGCUGGGAAUAUCAACACUUCUUUACUGACUCUGGGAAAGUGUAUCAGUGUUUUGAAGAACAGUGAGAAGUCUAAGUUUCAACAGCAUGUGCCUUUCCGGGAAAGUAAACUGACUCACUAUUUCCAAAGUUUUUUCAAUGGCAAAGGGAAAAUAUGCAUGAUCAUCAAUAUUAGUCAGUGUUGUUCUGCUUAUGAUGAAACACUCAAUGUAUUGAAGUUCUCAACCAUUGCACAAAAGGUGUAUGUUCCAGAUACUUUAAGUUCUUCUCAGGAGAAAUCUUUUGGGUCCAUCAAAUCUUCUCAAGAUGUUUCAUUAGACAAUAAUUUGGAUGGUAAAAUACUAAAUGUAAAAAAAGCCACUGUUUCAUGGGAAAAUAGUCUAGAAGAUCUGGUGGAAAAUGAAGAUUUGGUUGAGGAUUCAGAAAAAUCCGAAGAAGCACAAAACAUGGAAACUGAACUUACUGAUGAAGAUAUAGAUAAAACGUUAGAGGAAUGUAGAGUCUUCAGAAGUCAUAAGAACAAGAAACUGUUGGACUUAAUAGAAGACUUGAAAAAAAGACUAAUAAAUGAAAAGAAGGAAAAGUUAACAUUGGAAUUUAAAAUCCGAGAAGAAGUUACUCAGGAGUUCACUCAGUAUUGGUCUCAACGGGAAGCCGAUUUUAAGGAGACACUUCUUCAGGAACGAGAGGCGUUAGAAGAAAAUGCUGAACGUCGCCUGGCAAUCUUCAAAGAUUUGGUUGGAAAAUGUGACACCCAAGAUGAACCAACAAAUAGAAAUUGUGCCAUGAAAGUUGAAACUGAAGGAGCUCCUAAUUAUAUAGGAGUUGAAGAUAUUAUUGAUUCUCUUGAAGAUGAUGUCACUGAUAUUAAGAAACAGGCUGAACUUGCUCAUUUAUAUAUUACAUCUCUUGCUGAUCCCCAGGAAGCUAUUGCUUGUUUGCAGCUAAAGUUUAAUCAAGUUAAGGCGGAAUUAGCUCAAACUAAAGAAGAAUUAAUUAAAGCCCAAGAAGAGCUAAAAAAUGGAGAGAGUGAAUCAGACUCUUUGGUUCAAGUGCUCAAGACAUCAAGUAAGGUUGAUACAUCUUUAAUCAGCAAUAAAUCAACUUGUAAUGAAGGAGUUGCAAUGCCCAAGAACAACAGAACCCAGACACAUUCCGAAAGGAAAAGAUUAAAUGAAGAUGUUCUUCAGCAAGACGAACCACCAGCAAAGAAAGGACUUAUGCUUGUCAGUCCACCCAUCACUGAAGAUCAAAAGAAAAGUGAAGAAAUGCAGCGGUCUAUUUCAGAAGGUGGGGAAGGCAUUAGAGUUUUACAAGAAAAGAACGAAGAACUAAAACGGCUUUUAAUUAUUGGUGAGAAUGAACUCAAAAGUGAAAAGGUGGAAAAAGCAGAAUUAAAUGAACAGCUUGUGAGUUUGCAGCAGAAGCUUUGUGUCGCUGAAGAAAAGAACUUGUCUCUGAGGACAAAGGUGGAGCAAAUCCAGGCCAGUUAUGACAGUGCAGUUGCUGAGUUACAUACGCAGAAAGCUGUGAACCAAGAGCAGGAGGAGAGGAUCCUGAAAUUGUCACAGGAGAUGGAAACUGCUACAAGAAGCAUCACAAGCAAUGUUUCACAGAUAAAACUAAUGCAAACAAAAAUAGAUGAACUGCGGUCACUUGAUUCACCUUCUCAUAUUUCAAAAAUAGAUUUACUUAAUCUCCAGGAUCUGUCACAUGGUCCUAAAGGGGAUAAUUUGCUGAACACAUCACUACAGCUUUCAGAUAAUGACUUGUCAAGCAAAUGGGUUAAGGAAUAUCAUAUUCAAGAGCACAAUAGGGAAAUUUCCUUCCACUCAGUUAUUGAAGCCAUCUGGGGAGUAUGUAAAGAGAUUGUGAAGACCUCCUCUGAAAAGUCUCAUCAGAUUCAGGGCCUGGAAGAGCAAAUUGAAAAAUUGCAGGUGGAAGUAAAAGGCUACAGGGAUGAGAACAAUAAACUACGAGCAAAGGAGAGUGAGGGUAAGCAUCAAGAUCACCAACUGAAAGAAAAAGAAAGUCUUAUACAGCAACUCAGAGAAGAACUGCAAGAAAAGAGUGUUAGUUUCGGGGUUCAGGUACAGCUUGUGGCCGAAAGAGAGCAAGCUCUUUCAGAGCUUACCCAGGAUGUUGCGUGCUAUACGGCAAAAUUAAAGGAACUUGAAAUGAUGGUAGAGACCAAAAAGGAUGAAUGUAGGCACUUAGCCGAAUUAGAGCAAGUCAUUUUAGAGAAGGAAUCUGCCAUCUUAAAUCUGGAAGCAAGUCUGAAGGAAUUUGAAGCAAGUCACCAGGAUCACAUCAAAAACACCAAAGAUUUAAAUGAAAAGGAAACCAAGUUGGAAGAAGAAAUCACACAGUUGGCAAAUAACUUGCAUAAUAUGAAACAGUCACUUCAGUUAAAGGAAGAAGAAAGAGAAGCUAGCAGACGAGAAACAGAAAAGUUGAAAGAGGAGCUUGCUGCUAACUCUGUUCUUACUCAGAAUCUCCAAGCAGAUCUUCAGAGGAAGGAAGAAGAUUAUGCUGAGCUGAAAGAGAAACUCACUGAUGCCAAAAAGCAGAUUGAGCAGGUACAGAAGGAGGUAUCUGUAAUGCGUGAUGAAGAGAAAUUAUUGAGGAUUAAAAUUAAUGAGCUGGAGAAAAAGAAAAACCAGUAUUCUCAGGAAAUAGAAAUGAAACAGCGGACCAUCCAGCAGCUCAAGGAGCAGUUAAAUAAUCACAAAAUGGAAGAAGCUGUACAACAGUAUGAGAGAGUAUGCAAAGAUCUAAGUGUUAAAGAGAAGGUGAUUGAAGACAUGAGAUUGACACUAGAAGAGCAGGAACAAACUCAGGUAGAACAAGACCAAGUGCUUGAGGCCAAGUUAGAGGAAGCUGAUUGGCUAGCCAGAGAAUUGGAUAAAUGGAAAGAAAAGUUCAAAGAUCUGGAAGCUAGAAGUAAUCAACGCUCAAAUAAAGAACCUGUGGAUGACCCAGAUGUACUUAGGAAGAAGCUCAGUCAUCUUCAGGAUGAGCUGCAGGAAUCCGAAGAGAAAUAUAAAACUGAUAGAAAAAAGUGGUUAGAGGAAAAAGCAGCCCUUACCACUCAAGCAAAAGAAGCUGAGAAUCUACGGAACAGAGAGAUAAAAAAAUACGCUGAAGACAGGGAGCGCUGUUUAAAGCUACAGAAUGAAGUGGAAACACUAGCAGCACAGCUGGCAGAGAAAACUGCUGACCUUCAGAAGUGGAGAGAGGAGCGGGACCAGCUGGUGACAGCAUUAGAGGUGCAGCUGAAGGCGCUGCUCUCCAGCAUUGAGCAGAAGGAGGAGGAAAUCCAGCAACUGAAACGGGCUGCAAGGGAAAGCAUGGGGCCGGAAAACCAAACCAUGAAUCUCAAGCCUGAACAUAGUGGUUCACUUGAUGUUGGUGGAGUUGAAACUGAACCUCAAUCAACAAGUUUUGAAAUUUCUAGGGAUACAGCAGAGGAUGGAUCUGUAGUUCUGGACUCUUGUGAAGUGUCAACAGAAAAUGAUCAAAGCACUCGAUUUCCAAAACCUGAAUUAGAGAUUCAGUUUACACCUUUGCAGCCAAACAAAAUGGCAGUGAAGCACCCUGGUUGUGCUACACCGGUCACAAUUAAGAUUCCCAAGGCACGGAAGAGGAAGAGUACUGAAAUGGAGGAGGACUUGGUGAAAUGUGAAAAUAAGAAGAAUUCUACACCCAGAAAUAAUGUGCAGUUCCCUGCUUUGGUACAUAGAGAUUCCUCAGUCAAAAAAGAUCAAAAGGUUUCCUUAUGUCCAUCAUCUAAGAAAACAUACUCGUUACGGAGCCAGGCAUCUACAGCUAGUGCAAACAUAGCCUCUAAAAAAAGAGAGGGAACACUACAGAAAUUUGGAGACUUCUUGCACCAUUCUCCAACAAUUCUUCAAUCAAAAGCAAAAAAGAUAAUUGAAACAAUGAGUUCUCCAAAGUUCUCAGCUGUAGAAGUAAGUAAAGAAAAUGUGUCUCAGCCAAAAAAAGCCAAACGAAAAUUAUACAGAAAUGAAAUUUCAUCUCCCAUCAACAUAUCUGGCCAAGUGAUUUUAAUGGAACAGAAAGUAAAAGAAAGUGAUCAUCAGAUUCUCAAACGACGGCUUCGAACAAGAACAGCCAAAUAAAUCACUUUGGGAAACUGUUUCAAUGUCAGUUUUAUAUUCACAAUUAUUGUAAAUUAUAAGUUUUAAAAGUUAAUUGUAUAUAUUAUGCACCAAAUGCCUCUGUAUAGAUUGGUGUUUUAUAUAUAAUUGUAACUCAA